AUGGAGGACCUAAACGGCUUGAGUUGGUCCUCCGACUCCAAAAACCCAAGCAAACCACCGCCAAUGAGCUCUGGGUACUUGUACCCAAGUAUCCCAUCAAAUGGCGGCUCUGGCAGGUCUACCCCGUUAUCUGCCUCCUCGAACCGCUCAAGCUCGCCAUCAAAGCCCGCCACUUCUACCGGAGAUAGCUUCGCGAAUCUGGUUUCAUUCAAUUCUUCCGCCGGAAACAAGAAUCUCUCUCUCAUGGAACAGCAGAAGCGCUUGCAGGAGGAAAAGGCUAAGAAGGAAGCCGAUAAUCGCAGUCGAUUCGAAUUGCAAUACGGAGGCCAGAACAACCAAUUCUGGGACAACUUCGAGGGACGUACGCGGAGCCCCGCAUCUGUACCUGCUUCUCGAUCUGCACCCCCGCCCACGGACGAAGAGGAUAUCCUGGCCGCCUUCGAUGCUGCAGCGCCAGUGGACGCGUCGACCCAUUUCCCAGUCCCCCUCUCCUCGAGAUCGUCGCCUCGAAUCGACAUGAAGAGUCGCCCAGAGCCUUCCAACGGGGGAAUUAGCAUGCAGGAUAACACGGGGGGUAUGGACGCCUUUGAUGACGAUGACCCAUUCGGCCUCAAUCAAUUGAAGCCGAAAUCCGCUCCCCCUCCUCAGCCUCAACAAGCCGACGAUGAUGAUUUCCUUGGUCUGCUCGGGAAGCCGGUAUCAGAUAUCCCCCAACAGGAACCGCCUCCCGCAUCUGCCACACCCUUAGAUCGAGGACGAGACCAAGAUGCAUCUCCUAUGCCUUCCAACGAGGUCGAUCGGGCGAUUGCGGAGUUGGUGGACAUGGGAUUCCCCGCGGAUAAAUCGCGCCGGGCUUUGAAUACCACAGAGUCCGGGACCGACGUACAGGCUGCCGUUGGUUGGCUUCUUACCCAGGCCCAUGCCGAAUCUCGGCAGAAGACUGAAGGACAGCCCGGUGCAACUCAUUCUGCCGAUCGCACUGAAAGGAGCGAUAGUCGUAACCGCGACAGGCCUUCGUGGAUGAGAGAAGAAAUGGCAGAAUCUCGAUCACGUCAGGAUAGACGGAGUCCCGCAUCAGCGGACAAAGACCCUGCGCAGGUCGCCUCUCAAUUUGGUAAUAACCUGCUGAAAUCAGCCGGCUCGCUUUGGAAGACUGGUAGCAAGAAAUUCCAGCAAGCUGUAAACGAAUUCAACACCGAGCAUGACUCCAGCCAACCACGUUGGAUGAGAGAUGCAUCCUCUCCACAAGACGAGCCUCCUUUGCAGCCGCAGCGUCCAGGUCGUCGUGAUCAGCCGGCUCAAACCCAAAGAGAGCAGCAGGACUUCACCAAUGAAGCGCUUCUUCUUGAGUCUGGAGACGGUCGGCCUCAGAAACCUCCUCGUCCUCGUGAAAGCCACCCCGACCCGAGAAGCCAGCCUCCUCGUAAUCAGCAGUCGCCUGGUGCUGCCCAACCAAGGCAGCAAGCCAACUUCCUCCAGCGUCCAUCCCGACCAAGCUCUCAAGAUCCUAAAUCUCGACCUUCACGGUUUGCGGCUGAAGAACAGACGGCGCAAGCAUAUGUUAGUCCUGCGAGACGCAAGCGACCUCAGGCACCACCGCCGCCUUCUGAGCCUAACGUCGAUCUCUUCGAUUCUCCUGCUCCUUCAGCUAGUCGUUCAAAGCCUCCAACCCCAGCCCAGACUGCCACGCCUCCGACACGCUCAGCUUCCAUCCCCGUACGCCCCAAAGCCCCAACACGGUCUAUUCCACCUGUAUCUCAAGAGGCGCUUCAAUCGACACACCGGCACCGCGGAAAGGCCGCAGACUCAUACAAAAGAGGCGACUACGCAGAAGCCCACCAGAGCUUCUCCACGGCCCUUGGCAUGCUCCCUGACAAGCAUCCUAUCACCAUUAUCAUCCGCAGCAAUCGUGCCAUGACAGCCCUGAAGAUCGGUGAACCCAAGUCCGCCAUUGACGACGCCGACAUCAUCCUAACAUUCAUUGGCCCAUCUAAGGGCGAAUCGGAGGUAAUCGAUCUCUGCACCGGGGAAGCGCCCAAGCCCAUGAAAGACUUCUUCGGCAAGGCUUUGAUGCGCAAAGCCGAAGCCCUAGAGCAACUCGAGCGCUGGGGUGAUGCCGCGCAGGCGUGGAAGCUGGCUGUAGAGUCUGGUCACGGUGGCAGCACGAGCAUUCAAGGCCGAAACCGUUGCGAGAAAGCGGCUGGCAUCAACAAGCCUCAAUCUAAGCCCGCAGCCCCUACUAGGAAAAGGCCUUCACCUCCGCCUAAGAAGGCUUCGGCUAUGUCCGAUCUCACGGCCACGUCGGCAUCUGGGACGGACUUUGAAGCAGUCAGCCGUCUGCGGCAAGCCAACCAGGCCGCUGAGCGCGCCGACGAAGAGAAGUUUGCUCUUUCGGAGAGCGUCGAUGCCAAAAUUGCCACCUGGAGAAAUGGCAAGCAAGACAAUUUGCGUGCGUUGCUCGGUAGCCUGGAUUCUGUACUAUGGCCUGAGGCUGGGUGGAAGAAGAUUGGCUUGUCGGAGCUGGUUCUGCCGAAUAAGGUUAAGAUUCAGUAUAUGAAGGGGAUUUCUAAGGUGCACCCUGAUAAGAUCUCUACCGUUGCCACCACCGAGCAACGUAUGAUUGCUGGAUCUGUGUUCGGAACCCUGAAUGAAGCGUGGGAUAAGUUCAGAGCUGAAAAUAACCUCUGAGAAUUCCUAUUUCCCUGUUGAUACCAUCUACCCAUCGUCAUUACUUCGUUUCUUGCAUUUCAUGAUUUCAUCAUCUAGAAGGCGGCCUUGAUAGCAUCUUUGUCCUAUAGAGAAUUCCCACAUGAGCGGUUGCCCUCUUUAUGUUUCUGUAGUACUCAUUCUUCGGUGCUUGCUUAUCGUCGUUGAUCUACGUUCGCUCAUUUGUCCCCAGGUAGUCUGCAAGACGGCUGCUUCUUAGGUCAACCAUCUAGCGCCGGCUUUGAAUAUACAAUUGAAUGGUUUCAAGUCAAU
Penicillium samsonianum is the source of this 2979-nucleotide messenger RNA. Its product is annotated as UBA/TS-N domain protein. Gene Ontology annotation, cellular component: cytoplasm; vesicle; intracellular membrane-bounded organelle. Gene Ontology annotation, molecular function: clathrin binding. The transcript is spliced from 2 exons. The coding region runs from base 1 to 2688 and encodes 895 amino acids. The record is from RefSeq and is a predicted model, not a curated record. Lineage: Eukaryota; Fungi; Ascomycota; Eurotiomycetes; Eurotiales; Aspergillaceae. Gene Ontology annotation, biological process: clathrin-dependent endocytosis; clathrin coat disassembly.